UUGUUGGCAGAUAAACGUUUUGGAGAAAAAUUCUUAGUUUUAUUGAAAUACUCGGAGAAAUAGCGAAAUAGGAAAAAUUUAUAUAUAUGUAUAUAUAUAUAUAGAGUAGUAAUUAAUAAAGUUAUAAUGGAAGAAGAGUACCAGGCUUCAUCGUCACAGUCAGCCGCCAAAAAAAUUGGCAAGCAACAUAAUACUUUGCCUUUGUGGGGAAACGAAGCGACCAUGAACUUGAAUCCUUUGAUUUUGGCCAAUAUACAGAGUUCCAGCUAUUUUAAAGUUCAUUUAUUUAAAUUGAAAACUUAUCAUGAGGUGGUCGACGAGAUUUACUAUCAAGUUAAGCAUAUGGAACCUUGGGAACGUGGGUCCCGUAAGACCAGUGGUCAGACCGGCAUGUGUGGCGGAGUUCGCGGUGUUGGUGCCGGUGGUAUAGUUUCAACAGCCUACUGUUUGCUGUACAAACUUUACACUUUGCGUUUGACUCGUAAGCAAGUAAACGGACUUAUAAAUCACACCGACUCACCCUAUAUUAGGGCUUUAGGAUUCAUGUACUUAAGAUAUACCCAACCACCGGCAGAUCUUUAUGAUUGGUAUGAAGACUAUUUGCAGGAUGAAGAAGAGAUCGACGUAAAGGCCGGUGGUGGCCAGAUUAUAACUAUUGGCCAAAUGGUUUAUCAGUUCCUAACCAAAUUGGAUUGGUUUUCGACACUAUUUCCUCGUAUUCCCGUGCCCAUACAGAAGCAAAUUGAGAAAAAAAUUGAACAAUAUUGUCGUGAAAACAAUAUCUCGGUGCAUCAAUUAAGUUCAGGUGGUUUAAAUAUUCCAGUACGUACAGGGGGACGUCACGAAGAAAUGGAAACAGAAAUCGACUAUGAGCGCCGUGGUCACAGUCGUGAACAAUAUGUUAAUAGAGCGCCACCUAAACCGCCUGCUAAUUAUCGAGGAGAGCACGACGAUCGUGAUUAUCAUCAAUCAUUGCCAACAUCGUCUGUCAAUCGUGAACACAGAUCCCGCAGGCACGAAGAACGCUAUUCAUCUCCGGAGAGCGUUUACCGGGGCAACAGCCGUGAACGAGAGCAUUAUCGGGAGAAACACAAAAAGAAACACAAACAUAAGCAUCGCUCCCGUAGUCGCAGUCGAGGACGUUCAGAGCGAACGAAAGGACGUUCCGAACGACAUCAUCAUCGUCAUCAUCGUUCAAAAAGUCAUUACGACGACGAUUAUAACGAAGAAAAACAUUAUCGGUGAAAUUUCACUGACUUUAGUUUGCUUUUUUGCUUUUUUGUAUAAGUAGUUAAUUAAGUUUUUUUAACGAUUGCAUAAAUAUGGGGCGGUUUUGUAAGCAAAGGUUUCUUCUCAAAAAUAUUCUUUAACUACCUCGAUUUUUUUAAGCAUUAAAUGUUAUUACUCCUUUUGCUUACAGAAUAUGUAUAUAUCUGUAUAUAUAUAUAUAUAUAUGUAUGUAUGAAUAUGUAUAUAUAUAUAUAUAUAU
Molecule: messenger RNA, 1489 nt
Organism: Glossina fuscipes
Lineage: Eukaryota; Metazoa; Arthropoda; Insecta; Diptera; Glossinidae
Product: pre-mRNA-splicing factor 38B
Exons: 6
Coding region: 127-1245 (372 amino acids)
Cellular component (GO): precatalytic spliceosome
Source: RefSeq, a predicted model, not a curated record